Messenger RNA from Phacochoerus africanus (Common warthog), 1089 nucleotides. RefSeq names its product cardiotrophin-1-like. Bases 51 to 659 code for a protein of 202 amino acids. Lineage: Eukaryota; Metazoa; Chordata; Mammalia; Artiodactyla; Suidae. The record is from RefSeq and is a predicted model, not a curated record. The transcript is spliced from 3 exons.
CCCCCUCGGAAGGGGGGCGUGGAGGCUACCAGGAUCAGCCAGGGGACAGCAUGAACCGGAGGGAGGGAAGUCUGGAAGACCCCCAGGCUGAUUCCUCCAUUUCACCCCUUCCCCACUUGGAGGCCAAGAUCCAACAGACACACAGCCUUGCCCGCCUCCUCACCAAAUAUGCUGAACAGCUGCUCCAGGAAUAUGUGCAGCACCAGGGAGACCCCUUCGGGCUGCCGGGCUUCUCGCCCCCGCGGCUGCCGGUGGCCGAUCUGAGCGCCCCGGGCCCGGGCCACGAGGGCCUGCCGGUGCCUGAGCGCCUGCGGCUGGACGCGGCGGCGCUGGCCGCGCUGCCGCCGCUGCUGGACGUGGUGCGCCGCCGCCAGGCCGAGCUGAACCCGCGCGCGCCGCGCCUGCUGCAGCGCCUGGAGGACGCGACGCGCCAGGCCCGGGCCUUGGGCGCCGCCGUGGAGGCCGUGCUGGCCGCGUUGGGCGCCGAGACGCCCGAGCCCCGGACCGAGCCCGCCACCGCCGCCAUCGCCGCCGCCACUGCCACCGCGGGCGUCUUCGCGGCCAAGGUGCUGGGGCUCCGCGUGUGCGGCCUCUACCGCGAGUGGGUGAGCCGCACCGAGGCCGACCUGGGCCAGCUGGCGCCCGAGGGCCCGGCCUGAGCCCUGGACGCGGGCCGAAGCCCGCGGUCCCCUCCUCCUUGGCCGCCUCCAUCUCUCGGUCUCUGCAUCUCCGUCAGUGUCUGGGUUCUCGCACUGUCUCCAUCUUUCUAUAUGCUCUGUCCGCUCGUGAUCUUUUUCUCUCUGUGACUUCCUGUGCCUGUCAUUUCCGUGCUUUCUUCGUCUUUUACUCCAUCGCUGGGCCCUGCCUCCCUGGGCAUUUCUUUGUCUCCCCGUCUCUCUCUGGUCUCCUCUUCGCCCCGUGUGAGCACGUGUACAUGUCCACCUCAUCUCAAGGAGACACCUAUACUCUGUUCCUCUCUGUCCUUCUCUCUGUCCUUUCCUGGCCAGGGACAUGCCUGCUGGCCCUGUGGUGGGAGGGCUACUCCAAACAGAUUUCAGCCACCCCCCACCCCCCGCCCCCCGGCCCCGU